UCUUAAAUUCACUCACAUAUACAUCGAUCGAGUUAUGGGUGCAAUGACAUCAACAACAAUGUAUAAACCAUCCUUUCACGAGCAUCCUAUUUUCCCUUCAGCUACCUUCGUUACCACCAAAAAAUGUGGAUACUGCCAUAAAAAAGAAACCAUGUACGGUGGCUACUUUUGCAAUGAUCCUAAAUGUAACAGUUGGUUCUUCCAUAAAAAAUGCGUCGAAUUAGCUCUAUUGGAAAUCAACCACCCUUCUCAUCCCCAACAUUCUCUCUUGCUUACAAACAAAUCGGUAUAUCGUCCAUGUGAUUUGUGUGGAGGAGAAAUAUUCCCUCCAUAUUAUAGUUGUUCCACAUGUGAAUUCGAAGUAGAUUUUACUUGUGGGACGAAACCAUCACCAUAUGCUAUCGAACAUCCCCUAUGUCAUGACCAUCCACUUGUCUUUUUGAAGAAAAGAAAAGAGGAAUCCUCUUGUGAAGUAUGCAUGGAGAAUUUCAGUGGGCCGUCAUAUUUGUGUCACGAAUGCAAUCUCUACUUCCACCUGGACUGCGUCAAUCUUUCAGAAGAGGUAAAUCAUCCUUGUCACUCUAAUCAUCCUAUCAAAAUUAUUGCACCCGAAAAUCUCAUGGAUAACGCCGAAAGGAUUUGUUUUUCAUGUGAAAAACAACCUCAAAAAGUGAUUUAUCAUUGUUCCAUUUGCAACUUCAGCAUAUGCCUUAACUGUACUAGAAACCCACCACCCCUUGUAAUUGACCAUACAAGGACCCACGUGCAUCCACUUACUCUUUUUUCCAGAAAAAUGUCAUUUACUUGUGAUGUUUGUGGGGAGGACGGUAAAGGAGGGCCUUACGUAUGUCUUCAGUGUGCUUUUAUUGUCCAUGGAAAAUGUAUCGACUUACCCCGUGUUAUCAACAUCAAUCGCCAUGAGCAUCGCAUUUCUUUCACUCCUCGUCUCGGUGCUGGAUACUCGGAAUGUGGAGUUUGUCGCAAAAGUUUGAAUCAGUACCAUGGAGCUUAUUCUUGCUUUGUUUGUCCAAAAUAUGCAGCUCACUGUAGAUGUGCGGUGGGUUUUGACGUAUGGGAUAUUAUAGAAUUGGAAGGUAUUCCAAAUCAUGAUACCGAAAAUAUUGCACCUUUUAAGGUGGUGGGUGAUGACUCGAUAGAACAUUUUAGUCAUGAAAAUCAUCCUUUAAAGAUCUACAAGAACAAUAUCAUUUAUGAUAAGUGGCUACAAUGUCAAGCAUGUAUUCAUCCACUUGGAUUUGAAUCCAUCUAUGGUUGUGAGGAAUGUGGAUUUUUUCUUCAUGAAAAAUGCGCAAACCUCCCUAGGAAGAAAAGGCUUAUCUUUAAUCCUGUACCACAUUCGUUGGAAGUUGCUAACAGAGUUGUAAAAGACUGCAUGCAUUGUAGAGUAUUAUUUGACGGUUUCAAGUAUACAUUGAAUCAUAUAUUGUUUUACGAUGUACAUUGCGGUUCUCUCAGUGAGCCCUUCAUCCAUGAUGCCCAUUUACAUCCCUUAUAUUUUUAUAAGAGACGGGGUUCCAGUUGUGUUGCAUGCGAGGACUUUGCAGAUGGCGACUAUAUGCUUCGUUGUGAUGCUUGUGACUUUAGUUUAUGCUUUUAUUGUGCUAGUUUGCCUUUAAAAAUAUGGCAUAGGAGUGAUGAUCACCCUAUCACUUUAUAUUGUGGCGAAAAGGUGAGCAUACUAAGUUGGUGCGACAUAUGUGAGAGGGAACUGGAUCAAUGUAAAUGGUUCUAUACAUGCUCUGAUUGCGAAGUCACAUUUCAUACACAAUGUGUAGUAGGAGAUUUCUCACGUCUCAAACCAGGAAAGAUCAUUAUCUAUCAUGAACUUAGAUUUAACGUGGUUCGUAAUAAUAACAGCACUCGGCUAGUAUGCAUCCAAUGCGACUCUAGAUGCAAGGACUCUGUCAUUCUAGAGUCUCGUGAUUUAGAGAAUGGAUACAUCUGUUCCCGGUCAUGUUUAUCCAGCUAUUUGAGGUGGUGAGUGGUUGUAUAAUUUCAUUCGCUUUCUUAUAUAAUUGGAAAACUUAUUUCCAAGGACCGAAAUGUAAUAGAGAGUCAUUAUGUUAUAUAUAUAUGGUAAUAUGGUUCUUAUUAUACUCCAGUAAUUUCUAUGUAUGUAUGUAUGAACGAAAAUGGAUAAUCAACGUUAUCGUAGUUUUGUGAGAGCAUGAUUAAUAAAGUCUCAACCAAAGCAAAUACAUGAAUACUGUUAUAUUCAGACAAAUUCAAUCUUACCAGCUCUACAUAUUUCUAUUUUUACCUAGUGGAUAGUGAUGAUGAUCCGUGUGUGAGAUC
Messenger RNA from Raphanus sativus (radish), 2316 nucleotides. RefSeq lists its product as uncharacterized. The record is from RefSeq and is a predicted model, not a curated record. The coding region runs from base 35 to 2002 and encodes 655 amino acids. Lineage: Eukaryota; Viridiplantae; Streptophyta; Magnoliopsida; Brassicales; Brassicaceae. The transcript has a single exon.